This is a messenger RNA of Branchiostoma floridae (Florida lancelet), 4047 nucleotides long. Its product is annotated as kinesin-like protein KIF28P. Gene Ontology annotation, molecular function: ATP hydrolysis activity; microtubule motor activity; microtubule binding. Lineage: Eukaryota; Metazoa; Chordata; Leptocardii; Amphioxiformes; Branchiostomatidae. The transcript has 24 exons. Gene Ontology annotation, cellular component: kinesin complex; microtubule. Bases 256 to 3252 code for a protein of 998 amino acids. The record is from RefSeq and is a predicted model, not a curated record. Gene Ontology annotation, biological process: microtubule-based movement; cytoskeleton-dependent intracellular transport.
AUAAUUUACCCACUUACGGAGUGAAGAUCAAAAGGUUGUCAUAGCGACGGUCAAACAAGAUGGCCGCUGUCUCUCAAUUUUAAAGUUGACACUUCAAACUGUUUGCUUUUCCUCUGUUGUUUAAAUACGUCAUAUCGACCGCUGCUGUUCAGGACAAGCGUUGAGUUUAUUCAGUGUCUCCCGAGGAACGCAACAACGAGGUUCUGGUUAUUUUCCACUGGCAAACGCAGAGGGAAAAGACCGAAAAUCGUCGACAUGGCGGAGGAAGAAAGUGUUAAGGUGGCCGUCCGGGUUCGGCCUUUCAACAAGCGCGAGAAAGCCCGCAACUCCACGCUGAUCGUGGAGAUGAAAGGUGCAACCACAGUCCUGAAUGACCCAAGCGGUGAGAACGAUCCAAAGCGCUUCACGUUCGACUACAGCUACUGGUCCCAUGAUAGCUUUAAAGAGGAGGCUUCUGGGUACCUGGCACCGGCAAAACCUCACUAUGCUGAUCAGAACAUGGUGUUUAAGGAUGUAGGAAUGGGGGUUCUGGCCAAUGCCUGGGAAGGGUACAACUGCUCACUGUUUGCGUACGGUCAGACAGGAUCCGGCAAGUCGUGGUCCAUCGUAGGAUAUGGACCAAAUAAAGGUAUCGUGCCCCUGUUCUGUGACAAACUCUUUGUGCAGAUUGGUGAAAAAACAGCAGGAGGAGAAACAGCAUCGUUUGAGGUUGAGUUCAGUAUGCUGGAGAUCUACAAUGAACAAGUCAGGGACUUGCUGAACCCCGCCUCAAAGAGAAAAGGAGGCCUCAAGGUCCGCCAGCAUCCCAAACUGGGCUUCUAUGCUGACGGCUUGAAGACGGUAGCGGUCAGCAGCUACCAGGAUAUCGAGAACAGGAUGGAGGAGGGGACCAAGAACCGUACGGUCGCCGCCACCAACAUGAAUGCCACGUCCAGCCGUGCGCACACCAUCGUGGGUAUCAAGUUCACACAGAAGUACCAGAAUGCAGCGGGGGAGGAGACGGCAAAGAGCUCUGUCAUCAACCUGGUGGACUUGGCUGGAAGUGAGAGAGCUGAGAGCACAGGUGCGACAGGAGACAGGCUGAAGGAAGGGGCAGCCAUCAACCAAUCGCUGUCCUCCCUUGGCAAUGUCAUCUCAGCCCUGGUGGAUAAGGCCAAUGGGAAGAAGGUUCGGGUGCCGUACCGUGACUCCACACUGACUAAACUGCUGAAGAAUGCUCUGGGAGGGAACAGCAAGACUAUCAUGAUUGCAGCUAUCAGCCCUGCAGAUAUCAACUAUGAUGAGACCUUAUCAACCCUCAGAUAUGCUGACCGAGCAAAGCAGAUCAAGACAAAGGUGGCAGUGAACGAGGACCCGACAGAGAAACUGAUCCGUGAGCUUCAGGAGGAGAAUGAGAAGCUGAAGAAACUCCUGGAGUCUGGAGGAAUCCCAACUAAACUGGACGAUGAUUCUGAUGAUGAAGACGAGGAAGAUGUUAAGUCACUGUCCAAGGAUGAGCGUGAGAGAAUCCGUAAGGAGAUGGAAGAGGAGAUGCAGGCCCGAAUCCUGGCCUCCCAGCAGGAGAUGGAGGAGAUGAAGAAGACCUGGGAGGAGAAAAUGAAGCAGAGCCAUGAGUCGGGUCCCGUCGUGCCAGAUGCUGGAGCCGCCAGGAAAGAGAAGGAAACCACGCCGCACCUGUACAACCUGAACGUGGACCCACAGCUGACGGGGAUGAUCGUGCACCUGCUGAAGCCUGGAGAGCACCUGGUGGGCAGCAGCAACGAGGAGUCAGGAGAGACACCUUGCAUUCUGCUCAAGGGACUCAAUAUCCAGCCUCAUCAUGCUGCACUUAUAGUGGAGGGAGGCAAAGUGUACCUGGACCGCUGCCAGACCAGCCCUGACGCCAAGAUCAUGGUCAACGGACAGCCACUCACUGAGAAGGAGGAACUGGACCAUAAUGACAGAAUUCUGUUUGGAGCGAACCAUCUGUACAUCUUUGCUGACCCCAAACAAGCCGGUGGCAAGAAGAGUCCAGCUAUGACAUACGAGGAGGCUCAGGCCGAGAUCAACCAGAACUCAGGAUUUGUCGUGGGCAAACCUGACUCACUCGGUGGUUCGUCACUCGAUGAGCUGAUCCUGCAGGAUGACCUUGUGGAGGUGCUACCAGCGAUAGAACAGGCCAACACCAUGAGCGAGGAGAUGGACAAGAAGGUCAAGUUCGAGGUUGCCAUCAUCCCAGCCAAGAAAAUGGGGAUUGUCGGAAGUGAGACAGAGCCACCCCAAAGGAGACCCCCUGAGGUACUAUCGACCAACAGGGUGAUGGUGAAGAUGAGGAAUGUAGAGUUGGGGCUGGAGUACCUGUGGACCAAGGCCAAGUUCAUGAACAGGAAGUACCUGAUGGACGAGAUGUACGAAAGCUUCAGUGAUGGAGAGGACAUCAACUGGCCUGAUGAGAGGGACCCCUUCACUGAACCCCCUGACCAUGAGGAGAUGAUUGGAGCCCUGCAUAUCUACCUGGAGAGCAUUGCUUACAAGAUCGAGGCCAAAGAACAGCUGGAUUUGACCAACAUCAAGGGCAUUGAAGUGGGCAAACUCAAUGUGGAACUGUGGCCAUGUACCCAGACAGGCAAGGUGCUGAGGGAUGAAGAUGCCUUUGUUGAUGACCCAGAGACAGAUCUGAAGGGACAACCUAUUGCCUUCAAAGUCAAGAUCCUCAAUGCUCGAGGACUUCCUGAUCGCUUUGUUGACAUUUACUGCAAGUUCAAAGUGUACACCAUGGAGCCCUACCAAACACAGGUGAUCAAGAAAGCCAUCAACCCGGACUUUAAGUUUGAGCAACUCAUCAGCUUCAACGCUGUUGACAAACUGGAGCUGGACUACCUGCUGAAUGGCUCCAUCUUUGUGCAGCUGUUUGGGAAGCAGGUGCCAAAGAAACGUGAGGGGAAGAAACUCAACACCAAACAGAUCAUGAAGAAGGAGGGCAUGCUGAAGGGGAAGGACAUUGGAGCUGAAAAUGUGCCCAAGCAUACUGUGGAUGAAGGCAAGGUUGGGUAUCAGUUCCAGGUUUUGACGCUCAAGAAGAGACUGGAAAGGCUGGAGAAGAAGAUGGCCCAGAUGAACAGAGUGGUGGAUGUGGCAGAGAAGUCUAGUAAGAUGCGUGUGAAGACGGACACUAUUAAGACGGUUCUUCGUGCCAAGAACCCUGACGCUAUAGAGAAAGCCAUCAAGACAAUUCCAAAGGACAAGGGGGCAGGAGACAAUGGUAAGAAUUAGAAGGGGUAAAUGGCCAGCCACAAAGCCAAGAAAGUGCCGCCUGUACCCUCCUGUAAAUUACAAAGAUGUACUGCACCAAUGAGAGUGAAUAACCUUUCUGUUCCUAGCCCUGUAAAUAUAAACUAGAGAGUCUUACAUAGCACAUAAAAUAUGUUAAUUGAAAACUCUCCAAAGAUCAGCUGAGCAUAAUUCUCUCUGACUGUUUUCUGUUUUGAGAAAAAUUCUUAUAUGUUUGUGUGGCCUUUCACAUUUCCAGUGCAUCCACAUGUAAAUCAUGUAUGCAGGUUGUACACAUAAUGCUAAGAAAACCCAGAGCCAAUAUUUCUUUCAUUAUUUAAGCUGCACUCUUUGUAUGUGUCUGAUGCAAACUGCUUUCAGAAGGGAAGCUAAAUAUAUAAGGCAUUGUGAUCUGAUGGUAGAUUGGCUAAUUAUCAAAUAAACUCUUGUUUAUAGAGGCUAAGCUUGUAAAUAUGUACACACAGAGAAAUACUCAUGCAUACAUGCAGAUUGUGGUUAAGUAUAUGAUAAUGUAAAUAUUGACAUACAUUAUAAUGAUACUAGGAAAGAAAACAUGUUUUUGCAUUAAAUAAUGGGCGACACCAAGGAGCUGAAUUGCGCAAACACACACAUAUUUUAGAAGUAUCUUUUAAAGACAGUGUAUUUUUGUACGUGAAAUGAUCUCAGUUUACAUCAGAGUGCAUUUUAUGAGAUUUUUUUUGCAUUGAUAUUAACUGUGUGAAGUGAGAUAAGAACGUAAAAAGUUGACAAUAAAUAAAUGAUGUGUUUUGUAAACUA